This is a messenger RNA of Tricharina praecox, 393 nucleotides long. RefSeq lists its product as uncharacterized. The record is from RefSeq and is a predicted model, not a curated record. Bases 1 to 393 code for a protein of 130 amino acids. NCBI's taxonomy places the organism in Eukaryota, Fungi, Ascomycota, Pezizomycetes, Pezizales, Pyronemataceae. The transcript is spliced from 2 exons.
AUGUCAAACUUUGGAUCGGCGGCCAAGCUUAGGCGGCGCCUCAGUUUUGAAGCCUAUCCCUCCAACAACAAGGCCGUCGAUAUCUUCGCCGAGCUCAUGGAUACCUUGGUUGGCGUCGGAGUCAAGGCUGCCGACGCAGACGAGAUGGAAAUUGACGUGGAAGUUGAGAUUUAUAUGGGAAUGGUGAUGGAGAUUGAUAUGAACAUGGAGAUGGUGAUGCGGAUGGACGAGAAAAUGGAGGAUAUGCUGGUCAAGGCGGAGGACGAGGACGAGGACAUGGCGGAGGAUGAAGAAGAGGACGAGGAUAUGGUCGCGGGUGCGACUAUCGACGAGGAUGAGGACAUGGAUGAGGGUGAUGAUAUGCACGAGGGCGAGAUCAUGGAUGAGGUAUAG